Messenger RNA from Ipomoea nil (Japanese morning glory), 3765 nucleotides. Its product is annotated as chloroplastic group IIA intron splicing facilitator CRS1, chloroplastic. The coding region runs from base 102 to 2402 and encodes 766 amino acids. The record is from RefSeq and is a predicted model, not a curated record. Gene Ontology annotation, molecular function: mRNA binding. Gene Ontology annotation, biological process: RNA splicing, via transesterification reactions. NCBI's taxonomy places the organism in Eukaryota, Viridiplantae, Streptophyta, Magnoliopsida, Solanales, Convolvulaceae. The transcript has 12 exons.
UUCUUGAUUUUUACAGUACUAUUUUCGAAAGCUUAAAUGAAGAAAUUCUAAAUUCAGAUACCCAUAUAUGAAAAUCUUGAGCUAUAUCCUUGGAAGAUUCCAUGUCUGCAAAUCUUUCUUUCUGCGCUCAAUCAAGCACCCUCAACUUUCCGUAUAAUCCCGUCUUGAACCGCAAACCAAUUCUCCAUUUCUUGUUUCCAAAAGCUAAAAUCAUUGCCAGCUCCGACCACCCUACCCCCAACGUUGGCAUUGAUCCUAAAAAACAAGAAACUAAUCAUUCCAAUUCAGCUAUCAAAGCACCCACGGCUCCGUGGAUGAAGGGUCCGCUUCUCGUGGAACCCAAUCAGGUCAUGCGCUUCUCGAAACGGAGGAGGAGUAGGAAAGACUCCACCUUUAUCCAAAACGAAACCCCGGAUAAGGCAUUGACGAGUAAGGUGAGUGGAGGAAGAGGCAAGAAAGCGAUGAAGAAGAUUUUUCACCGCAUUGAGAAACUUCAAGAAACUGUUGACUUGGAAGAGGAGAGUUGGGAAACUGAGGAAAAGGGAAAGUUCAAAUUUACACCCGGAGCUUUGUGGGGAGAUAAAGAUUCAGACUUUGAGGAGGAAGUGGAGGAGAUUAGCCAUGGAGGGAGUGAAGUAAAAGGGAUUAGGAGAAUGCCAUGGCAGAGAGAGGAGGAGGGGAUUGUGAUUAAGAGAAUGAACACAGAAAAGGCAAUGACGGCUGCUGAGGCGAUUCUUGAUCGAGAAUUUCUUGAAAGUUUGAGGGAUAAGGCUGAGAGGAUGAGAAAAUGGGUGAAGGUUAACAAGGCUGGAGUGACUCAUGAUGUUGUUAAUCAAGUCCGCUUGAUUUGGAGGACUGAUGAACUUGCCAUGCUCAAGUUUGAUGUGCCUUUAUGUCGAAACAUGGCUAGGGCUCGCGAAAUUGUUGAGAUGAAAACUGGGGGCCUUGUUGUUUGGAGUAAGAAAGAUGCUCUGGUUGUUUAUAGAGGGCACAAUUAUCAGCUAGGGUUCUAUGCUUCUCCAAAGAAAAGUCGCAAUCUUGUUGAUGAUGGACAGAAUUCUUCAUUGAGUGGUGAAGAGGAGAGUGUAUCAAUUGAUGGAUCACUCUAUGAACGAGAAGCUGACAGAUUGUUGGAUGGUUUAGGGCCUCGUUUUGUUGAUUGGUGGUAUCCAAAGCCUUUGCCAGUGGAUGCUGAUUUGCUUCCCGAAGUGGUUCCGGGAUUCAGGCCACCACUUAGGCGUUGCCCACCAGAUGUUAGACCAAAGCUGACGGAUCAUGAGCUAACGUACUUGAGGAAGCUUGCUCGUCCUUUGCCAACUCAUUUUGUGCUCGCGAGAAAUAGAAAACUCCAAGGAUUGGCUGAAGCAGUGGUUAAAUUGUGGGAGAAAUGUCAUAUCGCAAAAAUUGCUUUGAAAUGGGGAGUCCCAAACACAGACAAUGAGCAAAUGGCAAGCGAACUCAAGAGACUCACUGGAGGAAUUAUUCUAUUACGUAAUAAAUUCCUUAUAAUCCUAUAUCGAGGGAAGGACUUUCUUCCUUCUCAAGUGGCAACACUAGUGGCAGAGAGAGAAGCAUUACUUAUGAGACAUCAAUUUCAUGAAGAAUCUGCUCGGCUAGAAACAACUGAAAUCUUUUCUGCAACAUAUGAAACUUCAGUGAACUCUGACAUACUUGGAACUUUGUCAGAAUUCCAGCUUUUCACAGAUUAUGCAAAACAGGAAGUUAGAAACGAUGAGGUGAAGGUUCAGAUGGAGACUCAAAAGGCUGGAUUGGAAAAAGAACUGAGAAAUCAAGAGUGGAAGCUUUUCAUGCUCAAAAAGAAGAUAGAAACAUCAGAAAAGGUAUUAGAAAAGUUGGAUUCUGCAUGGGAACCUUCACAGCAGGAUGACGAUAAGGAAAUAAUAACAGAAGAGGAAAAGGAAUGCCUGCGAAGUAUAGGAUUAAAGAUGGAUGGAAGUUUGGUCCUUGGAAGGCGUGGUGUUUAUGGUGGUGUAAUUGAAGGUUUGCAUCAGCACUGGAAGCACAGGGAAGUUGCGAAAGUUAUCACAAUGCAGAAAACAUUUUCUCAAGUUCUUCAAACUGCACAGUUUCUCGAGGUAGAAAGUGGUGGGGUUCUGGUUUCUAUAGACAAACUUAAAGAAGGCCAUGCUAUAAUAUUAUAUCGUGGGAAAAACUAUAAACGUCCAAAGUUGGCACCUCAAAAUCUUCUUACUAAAAGAGAAGCAUUGUUCAAGUCACUUGAAAUGCAGAGACUUGGAUCAUUGAAGUUUUAUGCAAAUCAGAAAGAGCAGGCUAUCUUGGAUUUAAAGCGCAAACUGCAAUGGUUAGGAGAAAACAACAGGAAGGAAGACCCUUUCUUGCAUCAAAUUUCUGUGGUAACUGAUGAUGUAGAGAACAGCUGAGGGAACUCGGUUGGAGGACAGAAAACUGGUUUGGGUGGAAUCUGCAAGGAGCCAAUGCUUCCCUCCAACAUCUCCACCACUCUUCUUAUGGAAGGGCGGUCUGCUGGAUUUGUUUGGAUGCACCACAAACUAACCAAGAUCAUCUUCAUUGCCAUUUCUUUAUCCUCCUCAUCUGUGAUGCCUUCAAGACUGAAAUCAAAUCCUUGCUCCAGAUGCUCAUAUAUCCAAUCCGGGAAACACGAGUCACUUGUCUGAUCCGUGUCUGCUUUCUCCCUUACUCCAGCCAUGUCAAUAACAGUCAUGCCAUAGCUAUAAACAUCAGAUUUGUGCGAGACACUUCCAAUGCUUCUGAAGAAAACUUCUGGGGCCAUGUAUCCUAUUGUUCCUCUACCAAACGUUGAUAGAGAUACAAUGCUCUCCUUUUUCUUGCACAGUUUUGCCAGGCCGAAAUCAGAGAUUUUGGGGGUGAAAUCCUUGUCCAAAAGAAUGUUGUUAGGUUUAAUGUCAGAGUGCAUGAUUCUUGUGUUACAACCUCCGUGCAAAUAUUCUAGUCCUCGGGCAAUGCCAAUUGCAAUCCGGUACAAUGUCUUCCACUCCAACCGACAACUCUUAUCUGAAUCCUACAAGAGUAACUAUGUUCAUGUGGGAAGUUCGACAAAUGCUAGCAACUUCAUUGAUGAAAUCUUCUCCAUUACCCUUUGCGUUGGUCAAUAGCUUCACAGCUACUGGGCACCCAUCAGCUUUUCAUCUCCCCUUCUCCAGAAACUUCUCCUUUUGAGAAAGCAGAUUGUAAGCACUGAAGUUAGUAUUACUCCAAUUGAAGAGGUUAAAGGCCAAGGAUGUUGUGGAUAGAUAUCGCGGUGACUGUUAGUGCUGCAUUGCUGAUGUUGAAGAUUAUUUCUAUGUUCUUGAUUGGAUAGUUAUGUAUGGGGCUAAGGGUGCCAUUACAGCAAUCUAGUUGAAAGCCAGGAUAAUUGCAGCAGCAGAAGAUAGGGCUAUGAAGAAAAAUUUGAGACGAACAUUAGAAUGCAUCUUUCAGGGGCAAGAAGAAACAAGAUUUGACCUGCCUCAAAUGUUGAAAUGUACUUGAAGAUGAAACUUUAAAAUCUCAGAGAGCUGAAAUUUCAAGAAACCUCAGUUUUUUAUUUUUAUUUGUUUUGACGAGGAAAACUCACAGCCACUACCUGUGAGUGUGUAUCGAGUAAACCUCACAUUGUGAACCUAGCCGGAAAAGGACCUGAGAGUAAAACUUACAAUUUUAUAGUUACCAAGCCAACAGUCUGACCAACUUGGCUGAGUUGCCUCAGAAACUCAACCAAAAUCACAAUAUUAUAGACUAUUUGAGAAACUUAGUUCUAUAUUU